This is a messenger RNA of Rana temporaria (common frog), 4432 nucleotides long. It is a transcript of the gene PHF12, whose product is annotated as PHD finger protein 12. The transcript has 15 exons. Bases 590 to 3544 code for a protein of 984 amino acids. The record is from RefSeq and is a predicted model, not a curated record. Gene Ontology annotation, cellular component: Sin3-type complex; nucleus. Lineage: Eukaryota; Metazoa; Chordata; Amphibia; Anura; Ranidae. Gene Ontology annotation, biological process: negative regulation of transcription by RNA polymerase II. Gene Ontology annotation, molecular function: protein binding; transcription corepressor activity.
UCCAGGGUUCUGUCGCGGAUUCAGGAGCAACUGGACCGACUGCGCAGGCUCGAACCCAGUGACGUCGCCCGUCUAGCACUUGUCCCCGCCCCUCCUGUGUAGCGGCUGUGUGCCUUCUCCUGCUCCUUUGAAUUACGCAUGCGCACAGGGUUGUCUCCCGCGCAGUCACUUUGCGCCAAGUGCGCGGCCGCUGCUGGGGGAGGGGAGACGCACGUAAGCAGCCACGGAAGGAGUGAAGCCCGGGACGUUCCGGUGGCCUGUCACCGCCUCCUGGAGCCCCUGACCCCCUUUCCCCUGGAAUAAGUAGGCCCGACAUGGCCGGAGCUCCUGUGUUUCCUGCAGAGCGGAGGAAGACCCGGCGGCUCGUCGGCUAGGCCUUCCCUAGGCCUCGCCACAUCCCCGGAGUGGAGAUCUUCUCCCCCCCUCACCUCUCUACACCGCUUCCAACCGACGUGUUCCUGUCAGCUGUGGAGAGCCUGAGGCCGCAGGCCUGCCUGUUUCCCGUUACUUGCCCGCCUGAUAUCUGCAGGGAGCCCGCUGUCUUCUCUUCACCCCGACAUUCCUGGCCUCCCAUAUACACCAAGCCGCCAUGGAGACCAAGACCAUCGUCUACGACCUGGACACGUCUGGGGGCCUCAUGGAGCAAAUUCAAGCUCUUUUGGCACCCCCAAAAAGUGAAGAUGGAGAAAAGAAAAGCAGGAAGCCAGAAAAAGAACCCAGGAGAAGCGGAAGAGCCACAAACCACGACAGCUGUGAUAGUUGCAAGGAAGGAGGUGACCUCCUUUGCUGUGACCACUGCCCUGCAGCCUUCCACCUCCAGUGCUGCAAUCCACCUCUUAGUGAAGAAAUGCUGCCCCCUGGAGAGUGGAUGUGUCAUCGCUGCAGCAUACGCAGGAAGAAACGUGAGCGUAAGAAGGAGCUGGGACAGGUCAAUGGCUUGGUUGACAGGUAUGGAAGGAGGACUGUGUCUCCUACCAAUGACUUGGAUUUUUCGGAGCGAGCUGCUGGCAGCCUUCGAAACCUUGCCCAAGCCAGGAUGUUGGAGAGGAGAGUAAGCCGCCCAGGCACGCCUACAUCUAGUGCCAGUACAGACACUCCCAAUUCUGAGCAAAAUGAUGUGGAUGAGGACAUGAUUGAUGUGGAUGAUGAUCCUUCUGGAGAGUCUGAGAGCGGACAUUCGCAACUCAAAAGACCAUUUCAACUGCUUAUUGCAGCAGCCAUGGAACGGAAUCCCACCCAGUUUCAGCUGCCCAAUGAACUCACCUGCACCACAGCACUUCCAGGCACCAGCAAGCGAAGAAGAAAAGAGGAAAUGACAGGAAAAAACGUAAAGAAAGCACAGCACGAGCUGGAUCACAAUGGUCUGGUCCCAUUACCAGUUAAAGUCUGCUUCACUUGUAGUAGGAGCUGUCGUGUGGCGCCCUUGAUCCAGUGUGAUUACUGCCCUCUCUUGUUUCAUAUGGACUGCUUGGACCCCCCUCUUACUGCCAUGCCAACCGGUCGUUGGCUGUGUCCCAAUCACAUUGAACAUGUUGUGCUCAAUCAGAAGAACAUGACUUUGAGUAACCGGUGCCAGGUGUUUGACCGAUUCCAGGAUGGUGUUUCACAGCAUGCAGUAAAAGUGGACUUUCUGAGCCGUAUCCAUAAAUUGCAUCCCCCAAACCGCCGGCUUUUGCCUUCGAUCAGGAAAAACACAGUCAAGGUACCAGAAGCUAUCAAGGCACAGUAUCAGGCACCUCCAGAGAUAAUACCUCCUGCUGGCAUACGUGACGGGGAACUUAUCUGUAAUGGUGUACCCGAUGAGUCCCAGAAGCACCUCCUGCACUCUGAACACUUGGCUAACCAAGCAGAGCAACAAGAGUGGCUCCGUAGUGUGGUUGCACUUCAGUGCAGCAUAUUGAAAUACUUGUCUGCUAAGCAGAUGCCAUCCUGGGGGCCAGAUGACAUUGAUUCGUUGGAUAUCAAACCACUUAUUGCACCUGAUGGUUCCGUUUCUAACUCUCACCAGCACGAGGAUGGAAAGCCCCAGUGUCCUUCUUUAGAACUGUGUCCUAGCAGUCAGGCUGCAGCUUUGCAGGAAGACUGUUCUUUUAUAGGAAAAUCGCGCCUCUCCACCAGCUGUGGCGCCUCCAAUGGACCUUCCACAUCAGAAUCUAAAACUAAUGGGCCGCAUACUUUCAGUGUUAGCCCAAGCCCCACGGAACAAUUGACUGAGCAACAAAGGCUAACUGUAACUAGUGCUACUAUUUCUGUACUUCCCCAGCGACCAACACGGCCUAGAUCAGGAACUCCGCCUACAGCAACUGUACUCCCCAACCACGUGAUGAAGACAGAGAGCACAAUAGGAUCCACAAUUUGUGCUCAAAGACUUCCUGUACCUGCUAUCGCACCUCCAAAUUCCUGUUCCAGUCCAGAGCUUUCAAGCACUUUGUCACGAAAACAUACCCAAAUGCUACCUGGACCUUUGCUCAGUCAGCAUGACUCUAGACCCAUGGGGUCACCUCUUUCUGGCACAAGGGCACUUACUCCUCCACAGGCGGUCAGUGUUGAUCUCACAUCUGCAGCUCCUGGUGCCUCCCGACUUUGUGCAGCAGCUCCAACUGCAGAUGGAAAAGUCCGACCUAGUACAUUAAUGCUUGAUGGCGCUUCAACCAGUCUUUCAUCCUGCACAAUAAACCCUUCAUCUAUGGUGGAACUGACAAACUCUUUAAGAACAUUGAUGGAUGGGAAUGGAGAGAUCCAGAUAAAUAUGUUGGAUGAGAAGCUGGUGAAGUUUUUAGCCAUGCAAAGAAUCCAGGAGAUUUUCGCAUCAAAAGACAAUCCUGUAUCAAGUGCCAGCCGACUGCAGCCACCUCCUUCGAGCGGACAUCAAGCUGAAGCUCAGAAAAGAGACGUUCAGGCCAGAGCAGUCUUUUAUCCCUUGAUGAUGGGCGUUGGGGCUCCCGUUAACAUGUGUUAUCGCACUCUCUACAUUGGCACAGGGGCAGACAUGGACGUGUGCCUUACAAACUAUGGUCACUGCAACUAUGUGUCUGGCAAGCACGCCUGCAUAUUUUAUGAUGAAAAUACAAAGCAUUAUGAGCUGCUGAAUUACAGUGAACAUGGUACGACUGUUGACAAUGUCCUUUAUUCCUGUGAUUUCUCUGAGAAGAUCCUCCCUACCCCUCCCAGUAGUAUUGUUGCCAAAGUGCAGAACGUUAUAAAGCGCCGCAAGAGCCAAAAUCCAGAGCCGGAACCUGUUAAAGAAGAGGUUGUCAUGAGCUCUCAGGGACAAGGUCCCCAUGCACAGCCAUGUAACUGCAAGGCCAGCAGCUCUAGUCUUAUUGGAGGAAGUGGAGCGGGCUGGGAAGGCACAGCUCUUCUACACCACGGUAGCUACAUUAAAUUAGGCUGCAUCCAAUUUCUCUUCUCUAUCACAGAGUUUGCAACAAGGCAGCCGAAAGGAGAAAGUGAUGCCUUAGCACAAGACCUGGACUUAGAAGAAAAGCUGCCUCUAAAGUCGCCUCACCAGGUGCCUGUUUUACGAUCCAACUCUGUCCCUUAGGAGCCAAGCAUCAAAUCUCUUAAGGGAUUUAGGACUCUUCUAUAAAAGGACACACUUGUCAGAGCGACCAUAUGAGGCAGCCUCCCAGGACCCUGUUUUUGGCCAGAAAAAGUUUGCACAUUUGCAUGAUAUGAAGAAACUUCACCCUUUUUCCUCUCUACUUUGCUCAGUUUUUAGGGGCAUUUGCACAUAUAUUUCUAUCAUACAUUUCAUAUAUUAUAAAUAUAUAUAAAUAUAUAUUUUUUUUUUUAUUGUAAAACUCAAACAACCCUCCCCUGUUGUGAACUUACCUCGACACUCUAAAAUCUGGAGACCAGACAAUUUAAAACAAAUAGGAUUUUUUUUCAUCAUGCCGCUGUAAAUGAAUAGGACACAAACUCAUCUAUUUUGUGCAAGUGAGAAUUUUAUAUAGUAAAACCAUUUUUUUUUUUUUUUUUUUUCAUGAAAUAUUUUCCUCAUUUUGUUACCUUUACAAAUGUCCCACCGUAGAACCUUUCACAUGACCUCAACUGCAAUAAAGGUUACCUCCCUCCAAGCUUCGAGAACCACAUUCAAAGUUUUGUACAUACACAGACGGCUGCCCUUUUUUUGCCCUGUUCAUUUUUAAAAAGUUUUAAAAUGUAUACAGUGCCGCGUGUGAUGCCUUUUGGCUCCUGUCUGUUGUAACAAAACAUUUUGUUGUAUACAUAUUUGUCCCCCCCCCUUUUCUUUUUUCUUUUCUUUUCUUUUUUUUUUUUUUUUUUUAAUGUAAUACUGCCACUUCUCUUUGAGGAGGUUGGAAAAGCUAGAGUCAGUGUAAAUAUAAUUGUAUUGUUUUAGAUUUUACAAAACCUUUUCCUGUAUUCUGUAUAUAUAUACAUAUAUAUAUAAAAAGUUGAUUCUUUCUGA